Anopheles arabiensis is the source of this 855-nucleotide messenger RNA. Its product is annotated as DNA-directed RNA polymerase II subunit RPB1-like. The transcript is spliced from 2 exons. The coding region runs from base 1 to 855 and encodes 284 amino acids. The record is from RefSeq and is a predicted model, not a curated record. Lineage: Eukaryota; Metazoa; Arthropoda; Insecta; Diptera; Culicidae.
AUGCAACAAGCGGAGCUGAUCGUUGCACAACACCACGGGAAGCAUUCCCUAACGAUCGACGGAACAUCCUAUCCGCUGCCAAUUCUACUGGAAGACGGUGCAACGGAAGUGCGACUGCACGAGCUUCCACCGUAUGUCACGGGAGCUGAAAUAGAAACAGCGAUGUGUUGUUUCGGCAAGGUAGUUUCGAUCACCGAGACGGAGUACGGUCCGGAUAGUAAAGUGCCGGGGAAAAAAACCGGGAUUAUCGCGGUAAAGAUCAUCCUUAGAUCACCGGCAAUCCAAAUCGGACCAACAAUGACCAUCGCAGACGAGCGCACCACUGUCACUUACAAUGGGCAAAAUCCAUACUGCCGGUAUUGCCUAAUGCCCGAACAUACUGGUAUGGGAUGCAUGCAGAGCAAGCGCAGCCUCGCUAAGCAAGGCGCGUCAUAUGCCGGAGUGACAAAAGCAACAGCACCAGCAUCAGCAUCCAGAAACAAUACACCAUCGAAGGCUCCGGCAAAAACGCUAAAAGAUACGGCUGCUCCGCAUGCUAGCAAAGCCAUAGCACCGAAGGUCUAUGCGACACCGAAGGCCCCGACGGUAGCACCGAAGGCUCCGACCGUGUCACCGAAGGCUCCGACUGUAGCACCGAAGGCUCCGACCGUAGCACCAACGGAACCGACCAUAGCACCGAGGGCUCUGACGGUGGCUCCGACGGAAGCAAGCAGCGCACCGACAGCAUCGACAUCAUCAGCACAGGGGAAGGAAUACGAGUGCACUACGGCGCUUGUUGUACCUGUGUUCAAAAUUCCUCGAGAUCCCUCUCCCACACCUCCCACCACCAAUCCUGACCCUGAUACUAAAGAUUAG